Messenger RNA from Pantherophis guttatus, 4170 nucleotides. Lineage: Eukaryota; Metazoa; Chordata; Lepidosauria; Squamata; Colubridae. The record is from RefSeq and is a predicted model, not a curated record.
AGGCAACAGGCUAGAAACUGGGAAACCAUGAGUUCUGCUCCUAGGAAGACGGCAAGGACAAAUCUCUUCCAUAAAUGCUGCCGAGAAAACUGCAGGGAUUUAUCUAUGUAGCGACAAGUGAUGUGUGUGUGUGUGUAGGAAGGCACUAUAGAGAAGAAAAGGCUGGUUGGAUGGUCCAAAGAAAAAUAAACGCUCAGAAUAUGGCUACUACAAAAUUCCAGCAAGGCAGAGAACAGAAAGCAUAAGCCUGUGAGACUACCCCAAAACCGUAAUAAGGAACUGAGAAAAAAGGCAACAUAUACAGGAAGUAAAAAGAGGAACAGCUCACCAAGAAAAAAGAAUCAGUUAGCCCAAAAUUGGAGACCAUCCUAAACUCAGAAAAGCUGAAACUCAGAAUGUUGAAGUUGGUGAGAGAUACUAAGAAUACCAAGAAGGACUCAUUCAGAUAUUUUCAAAAUAAAAAGAAGAGGGGGAAAAAGUGGUUAACCAGCUGCUGAAUGAAAAUGGCAAGAUGCUGAGAAAGAAUACUGUAGGCAGAACUAAUCAACUUUAAUUAUAAUAGAAUAACAGAGUUGGAAGAGACCUUGGAGGUCUUCUAAUCCAACCCCUUGCUUAAGCAGGAGUUCCUAUACCAUUUCUGACAAGUGGCUGUCCUUUUUCUUCCUAAAAGCCUCCAGUGAUGGAGUCCCCACAACUUCUGGAGCCAAGCCAUUCCACUGAUCAAUUGUCUUAAUUGUCAGGAAAUUUCUUCUUAGUUCUAUAUUUAUGUUCGUUCUUCCUCAAGAAAAGGAUAUAUCUAUUUUCUUUGCAAUGAUGUAUAAGUCUUCAGUGCCAGAUGAAUUACAUCUGAGGGCCCUGAAGGAAUUACCUGAUGGUCUGGCCAACCCUGGACAAUGGAUUAGCAGAUUAUUGGAAGAGGGCAGGUAUUGCAGUAUCUUCAGAAGUGGUGCAAAUAGAACAUUUUGAGUUUAAAAAAAAAGUGGAGCAGAGGAAAUAAUAAAAAUGCUAUUGUUGGUUUCUCCUACCCAGUCAUUGAGAAGAUGUGAAUGACCCCUCCCAAAACCAAGUAUAGCUGUUUUUAUUUUUAUUUAUCAAAUUUUUAAAACUGCCCAUCUGCCUCGCAAAGGAGAAUCUUGCUCACAUAUCUACGAAGAUUUAUCUCCAGGAUCCGCACCCGGAAUCUGUUUUGCUUCAUUUCACAAGGACGGCAUUGUUUCAGGUAGGAGAUCAGGAUGGGAGAUCAGAGGCAACGUUCGUUAUCCACGUCCGGAGAAUCACUAUACCACGUUCUAGGACUGGACAAGAAUGCCACCUCAGAUGAUAUUAAGAAAUCGUACAGGAAACUCGCAUUAAAAUAUCACCCCGAUAAGAACCCAGAUAAUCCAGAAGCCGCAGAUAAAUUUAAAGAGAUUAACAACGCACACGCAAUAUUGACUGAUGCUACAAAAAGAAAUAUUUAUGAUAAGUAUGGCUCUUUGGGGCUGUACGUAGCAGAACAGUUUGGAGAAGAGAAUGUGAAUACCUAUUUUGUGUUAUCCAGCUGGUGGGCCAAGGCGCUGUUUGUCUUCUGUGGGCUCAUAACCGGGUGCUACUGUUGCUGCUGUCUCUGCUGUUGCUGUAACUGUUGCUGUGGAAAGUGUAAACCGAAACCCCCUGAAGGAGAUGAACCGGAAUUUUAUGUCUCUCCAGAAGACUUGGAGGCCCAAGUACAAUCAGACGAGAGGGAGAACACCGAAGCCCCCAUCAUGAUCCAGCCAGCCUCCGCCACAGAGACGACUCAGCUCACGGCAGAUUCUCACCCCAGCUACCACACCGAUGGAUUUAACUAAGAUAAGGAAGCACUUAUUUAACCCGAACGGAUAAGAAUAAAUAAUUAAAUGGCCAAUCCAGCACUAGAAUCAUGGACAUUAGGAAUAGAUUAUGGGGAAGGGAAAGGCGUUCGCCGAUGGUCAAUUGGGCAGCUUCAUAACCUGCUGACAAAUAUUUUGUAAUCCCCUCGUCAUCUUUUUUGUCACCUUCAGUGUCGUAUCUCAAUGAGACAUGGAAGUACUGUAGCAUGCCGAAUCUGAACCUGUUUAGCUUUAGUCUUCUUCUUCUUUUUCACCCCUCCCCCCCCUUUCGUUGUUUUCCCCGUUCCGUUUUUUAAAAGGAAGAAUAGCAUGUGUCAAGUUUACAUUAUAAACGUUUUUUGUGUUGUAAAUGUACUAAGGAGUUUUAUCAUGACGAGUGUGACGGUUACAUUCUGCAUUUUAAGCAGUCAAACCAGGAGGCUUUUUUUUUUUUCCAAAGAGAACUUGAAAAUUGAUCAAAUGGAGCCACAAAACUUCCAUACAGUUGAGCUACCGAUCCCUUCCUGCUCCACUGGAGAGCAGCAGAGAUUUCCGAUUGCCCACCUGCCCAUUGGUACCUGAUUUUUUUUGCCUCAAUAACUGUAUUUUGAAAACGGCUGACGUUGCAAGGAAGGGAUUGGGGAGUGGGGAGUUUAAGGGGGAAAAGAAUGCUGUUUUCUGGAAAUGUUGUUUCCGUUUCUUCUUUCAAAGCCCUUUGAGGCUUCACAGGCAUUUUGUCCAACCUUCUUUACUGUGUAGGAAGUUGUAAUUCUGGAGGGCGAUCACCUCUGCAAUGUUUUCUUUCUAGUUUUCUUGUGUGGGAGAGGGCCAAAGUAGUGGGGUUUUUUUUAAACUACGAAACUAGAAAUUACUUGAAUCAUCUCUUUAAAUUAAAAUGCACAUUAUUCUUUGUUUAAAUUUUAAAAUAAUAAGCAUUCCCCCAAACUAUUUAUAGUUAAACCGCUGGGGCUUUUUUGGGUACAAAUGCAUGUUUUCACUGCCCAAUUGGAAUGAAGUGUUAGUGAUAUCUGAGAGCAACUUUUAGAUUUUUAAAUAUAUAUAUAUUGAUCUGACAAUUGUUCUCAAAUUACCGGUUCUCUUUUUAAAAAUAAUAAUAAUAAUAGAUCUUAUCAAGUCCACUUUAUAGACGAUGUGUUCUAGGGAUAUAUAGGUUUAUUUUUAAUUUAUUUUUUAAAAUAAUCGCGGCCACCCGGCUCACAAUUCCUUAAAUCAGUACCAUUAUCCGGCAGGUGUUGGUGCAGCCCUCAACAUUCACCAGCCAGCGGUGUUCACUUCCUAUUCUGGGAGCAUAUGGCAGUGAUGUCACACAUGCCUUGAUGACAUCAGUCCAUUGAUAUAAUCUGAGCCCAUUGCUCACGACUUGGGUGAUACCAUCUUGAUUUCUACACCCUGCCACUGAUACGCGAUAUUGUGGCUAUCAAUAGUAUCAUGAGACUGAUGUAAGGGACAUAAUUCACAUCCUUUGCACCUCGACAGACUUAAUGCAUGCAAUGUCACUCAGCUCCCCCCCCCCCACUUCCCUUGCUCAAUGUUCAUGACUGGGAAUUUUGGGAUUGUGGAGUCCCAACACAACUGGAGGGUCACCAGGUUGAGGAGUAGCGAUCUAAGCAGGUCCCAAUUCUGACAGCGAUGGCUAUUGUAGAAUUGGCCACCAUUUCCCCCCCAUUUCCAACCUGCAGGGCAGGAAUCAGAUUGAAACUGACUAGAACUGAGCAGGUGGGAGAAUGAGUGGGACCUGAGAUGGCUGGAUGAACCUCGAGUCCAUGCCUGAAUUUAUCUGGUUGGUGGGUGGGCUGGUUUCUUUCUCUGCCUCAGUCCUUCCUUUGUAAAACAGGAGCGGUCCGUCUCAAAUGUCUAAACUUCAUUAUGCAGUACUUUACAUAUUUGAAGCAGUGUGUGGUAGAAUUGUGUGAGUUGUGUGCCUAAAUGGCAAUUUUUAAAAAAAGAAAACCCACUUGCUCCUCUAUGUAUCUCUGUAGAGCAGGGAUAUCCAACCUUUUAAGACCAAUGGACUUCAAUUCCCAGAAUUCCCCAGCCAGCCAUGCUGGCUGGGGAAUUCUGGGAGUUGAAGUCCACAGGUCUUAAAGUGCCCAAGGUUGGACACUUCUGGUUUGGAGAAAUGUUCUGCAGAUGUUCUGCUAGAUCCAAUUCCAGUUGGGCUCUUUCUAUUGAACGUUUUCUCUGUGAUGAGUGGGAGAAUCCACCCCAAAUGGAAGUUGUGUGUUCAUCCAGGCAGCGGACAUCUCAAAAGUUUCCUCUGUCAUCCAGUUUUGCGGUACAAUAUACUAAGUUUGUUAAUAAAGGCAUCGGUCAGAACCUC